Messenger RNA from Spinacia oleracea (spinach), 4051 nucleotides. Its product is annotated as DNA-directed RNA polymerase II subunit RPB2. The transcript is spliced from 16 exons. The record is from RefSeq and is a predicted model, not a curated record. The coding region runs from base 211 to 3792 and encodes 1193 amino acids. Gene Ontology annotation, biological process: DNA-templated transcription. Gene Ontology annotation, molecular function: ribonucleoside binding; DNA binding; DNA-directed RNA polymerase activity. NCBI's taxonomy places the organism in Eukaryota, Viridiplantae, Streptophyta, Magnoliopsida, Caryophyllales, Amaranthaceae.
AUUUUUUUUUCUCUCCCUUCUUCCACUCUCUUUUUCGUCCGGCUAUCUCUCCUCACCUCCUUCGUGCGCCCUUCGCCGGACCACAUCCGCAGCCUCGCCGUUGCCAGCCCGCUGCCGCGCCUGCCUCGCCGCCCGCCUCGCGGCGCCCCACCAUUUCAGGGUUUUCCCACACCGCCCUACAAAACCCUUGAACUGAAGUUACUAAAAAAGAUGAACGAAUACGAGAAUGAGCACAUGAAUGCAAUGGAUGAAGAUGAAGACGAGGAAGACAUUACACAAGAAGAUGCUUGGGCUGUAAUCAGUGCUUAUUUUGAAGAGAAGGGUUUAGUGAGGCAGCAGCUUGACUCUUUCGAUGAGUUUAUUCAGAAUACGAUGCAGGAGAUCGUUGAUGAAUCGGCCGAUAUCGAGAUUCGGCCUGAGUCCCAGCACAAUCCUGGCCACCAGUCGGAUUUUGCUGAGACUAUAUACAAGAUAAAGUUUGGCCAAAUCUAUUUGAGUAAGCCGAUGAUGACAGAAUCAGAUGGUGAAACAGCAACUUUGUUUCCGAAAGCAGCUAGAUUGAGGAACCUGACAUACUCAGCUCCACUGUAUGUUGAUGUCACAAAAAGAGUAAUCAGAAAGGGACACGACGGUGAUGAACUAACUGAAGCACAUGAGCUUCCAAAGGUUUUUAUUGGAAAGGUACCGAUCAUGCUUCGUUCGAGUUAUUGUACAUUGUAUCAGAAUUCAGAGAAGGAUCUUACAGAGCUUGGUGAGUGCCCUUAUGAUCAAGGUGGGUACUUCAUCAUCAACGGGAGUGAAAAGGUGCUUAUUGCUCAGGAGAAGAUGAGCACGAAUCACGUCUAUGUGUUUAAGAAGCGGCAGCCGAACAAAUUUGCAUAUGUAGCAGAAGUUCGAUCUAUGGCAGAAUCCCAAAAUAGGCCUCCCAGUACCAUGUUUGUGCGAAUGCUCUCUCGAGCUGGAGCCAAAGGGGGUUCUUCUGGGCAAUAUAUACGUUGUACUUUACCUUACAUCAAAUCAGAUAUUCCUAUAAUAAUAGUUUUUCGAGCUUUGGGAUUUGUUGCAGACAAAGAUAUAUUGGAGCAUAUUUGUUAUGACUUCUCUGAUACUCAAAUGAUGGAAUUGCUUCGCCCUUCUCUGGAAGAGGCAUUUGUAAUUCAGAAUCAGCAAGUUGCACUUGACUACAUUGGUAAAAGAGGAGCUACAGUUGGUGUUACCAGAGAAAAGAGAAUCAAGUAUGCCCGAGAGAUUCUGCAAAAGGAAAUGCUUCCACAUGUUGGUGUUGGUGAAUAUUGCGAGACUAAAAAAGCUUACUAUUUUGGAUACAUAAUCCAUCGGCUUCUAUUAUGUGCAAUUGGUAGAAGGCCUGAGGAUGAUAGAGAUCAUUAUGGAAAUAAAAGACUGGAUCUUGCUGGUCCUUUGCUGGGAGGUCUCUUUCGAAUGUUGUUUCGAAAGUUAACCAGGGAUGUUAGAGGCUAUGUUCAGAAGUGUGUUGAUUCUGGAAAGGAUUUGAACCUUAGCUUUGCUAUCAAAGCUAAGACAAUUACUAGUGGGCUCAAGUACUCUCUGGCUACUGGAAAUUGGGGGCAGGCUAAUGCUGCUGGUACCAGAGCUGGAGUUUCCCAGGUGCUGAAUCGACUUACAUAUGCCUCCACCUUGUCACAUUUGCGUAGGUUAAAUUCCCCCAUUGGACGUGAAGGGAAGUUGGCUAAACCUAGGCAGCUGCAUAAUUCACAAUGGGGAAUGAUGUGUCCUGCUGAAACACCUGAAGGACAAGCUUGUGGAUUAGUGAAGAAUCUUGCACUAAUGGUGUAUAUAACUGUCGGUUCGGCAGCAUAUCCUAUAUUAGAGUUUUUAGAGGAAUGGAGUACAGAAAAUUUUGAGGAAAUUUCACCGGCUGUGAUCCCUCAAUCUACUAAAAUUUUUGUGAAUGGUUGUUGGGUUGGCAUUCAUCGGGAUCCUGAGUUACUUGUCAAGACAUUGAGGCAACUAAGAAGAAGGGUUGAUGUCAAUACCGAAGUUGGGGUUGUUCGAGAUAUUCGGCUGAAAGAAUUGCGUAUAUAUACAGACUAUGGUCGUUGCAGUCGUCCGCUGUUUAUCGUUGAGAAACAGAGUCUUCUUAUUAAGAAAAAAGAUAUCCGGGCAUUACAACAGAGGGAGAAUCCUGAAGAUGGUGGCUGGCAUGAUCUUGUUGCAAAGGGAUAUAUUGAAUACAUUGAUACAGAAGAAGAAGAGACCACUAUGAUAUCCAUGACCAUUAAUGAUCUUGUGACAGCGCGGAUAAAUCCAGAGGAGGCAUAUUCCGAGACCUACACUCAUUGUGAAAUUCACCCAUCUUUGAUAUUAGGUGUCUGCGCCUCAAUUAUUCCGUUUCCUGAUCACAAUCAGUCCCCUCGUAAUACAUAUCAAUCAGCUAUGGGGAAGCAAGCCAUGGGAAUCUACGUCACAAAUUAUCAGUUCAGAAUGGAUACAUUGGCCUAUGUUCUUUACUAUCCCCAGAAGCCUCUAGUUACAACACGUGCCAUGGAGCAUCUGCACUUUAGACAACUACCUGCUGGCAUUAAUGCUAUUGUUGCCAUCGCUUGCUAUUCUGGCUAUAACCAAGAAGAUUCUGUUAUCAUGAAUCAAUCUGCAAUUGAUCGUGGAUUCUUCCGUUCUCUAUUUUUCCGUUCUUAUAGAGAUGAAGAGAAGAAGAUGGGAACCCUUGUCAAAGAGGACUUUGGGCGUCCAGACAGAUCUAAUACUAUGGGUAUGCGGCAUGGAUCUUACGAUAAAUUAGAUGAUGAUGGGCUUGCACCUCCUGGUACUAGAUGUGCAGGUGAGGAUGUUAUAAUUGGUAAGACUACUCCACUUGCCCCAGAUGAAGCCACAGGUCCAUCUGCACGCUAUUCACGACGUGAUCAUAGUAUUAGCUUACGUCAUAGUGAGACUGGGAUGGUGGAUCAGGUUUUACUGACAACCAAUGCUGAUGGCUUGAGAUUUGUGAAAGUAAGGGUGAGAUCUGUGCGUGUUCCUCAGAUUGGGGAUAAGUUUAGUAGUAGGCAUGGUCAAAAGGGAACAGUUGGGAUGACUUACACUCAGGAAGAUAUGCCAUGGACUGUGGAAGGCAUAACUCCUGAUAUCAUUGUGAAUCCUCAUGCUAUUCCAUCACGUAUGACAAUUGGUCAGCUUAUUGAGUGUAUUAUGGGUAAGGUUGCAGCUCAUGUUGGAAAGGAAGGAGAUGCUACACCAUUCACUGAUGUCACUGUGGACAAUAUCAGUAAGGCCCUACACAAAUGUGGGUAUCAGAUGCGUGGUUUCGAGACCAUGUAUAAUGGUCACACAGGAAGAAAGCUGACUGCAAUGAUAUUUUUGGGACCAACUUACUACCAAAGACUUAAGCAUAUGGUGGAUGACAAGAUCCAUUCCCGGGGACGAGGGCCUGUACAAAUUCUGACGAGGCAGCCUGCGGAGGGACGUUCUCGUGAUGGUGGUCUUCGAUUUGGAGAGAUGGAGAGAGAUUGCAUGAUUGCACAUGGUGCUGCUCACUUUCUUAAAGAAAGGCUUUUUGACCAAAGUGAUGCAUACAGGGUUCAUGUAUGUGAACGCUGUGGGCUCAUUGCCAUUGCAAACCUUAAAAAGAAUUCUUUUGAAUGUCGAGGCUGCAAAAACAAGACCGACAUCGUUCAGGUUCACAUUCCUUAUGCCUGUAAGCUUCUCUUCCAAGAGCUGAUGUCUAUGGCAAUAGCGCCUCGGAUGUUUAUCCGAGAUGUCAACAAGCUGGCCAAGGAUCAGAAAAAGAAAGGAGCAUAACACACAUCAACUUUGACCUCUUUGCCAAAUCGGCUUCAGAUCUCUGAUAUUCCUAUAGAUUCACCUUUACUUUUUCUAAAGCACAGUAUAUAUAAACUUCACAAUCUCAUUUCUCUUGAUCAAAUAUUAUCAAGUAUCUUUUGUUUGGAUGAGUUGAUUUGAAUCCUUGAUCCAUCAAUUUUGUAAUAUACGCCUGAGCUUAGGAUGUUAACUUUUUACAAGUAAUAAUGAUGAUUUGUGUCAACUGAAUUUGUGAUUA